ACAGAGGUCUAUUUAUAGCUUUGCUUUUCAACGUAUUUAAAGACAAACACACAGUUCCAAUUUCUUUUUUCUUUACUUCUUUUUUAAAUUUGCAAAUGUCUUCUAACUGUGUUGAUUAUUCUGGUGCUGAAUAUUCCAAGUUCAGACCUACUUAUAAUCCUGAAAUCUACCAUUUUAUUUUCGAAUUUCAUGCUAAACAUCAAGGACAGAAUAAUCUGGCUCUUGAUGUUGGUACAGGCACGGGUCAAGUUGCCAUUGAGAUAUGCAAUACUUUUAAACAUGUUUAUGCCAUUGAUCCUUUAAGCGAGCAAAUAAAUAAUGCUGCUGCUCGUGAUAACAUUACCUACCAAGUCGGUAGUGCAGAAGAUCUAUCCCAAUUCCAAGAUCAUUCCAUUGAUAUGAUCACCGCAGGCACGGCUUUCCAUUGGUUUGACCACGCAGCUUUCUUCAAAGAAGCGAAGCGCGUACUUAAAAAAGAGACAGGCACAUUAGCUGUCUUUGGUUAUUUUUAUCCUGUCAUAAAAAAUGAACCUAAAGCUACAGAGUUAAUUAAAGCAUUACAUACGGGUGAUUUUGAAAAGUAUUCUAACCAGAAUCUGCGCUUCAUCCGAAACAUGUAUCGCGACAUUGAAUUCCCUUUCAAGCAUCAAACCUGGUACAUUACACCACCCUCGGAAGACGUCACACACAAGAGUGAAGUCAUUGACUAUUCGCUCAUGGUUAUUUCCAUGUCCAUAGAAGGACUAGGUCACUAUAUGAAAACUUCUUCUGCUUAUUCCAAUUACAUGAAGGACCCUGAGAACAAAGGCAAGGAAGACCCUGUAGACAAACUCAUUCAAGAAAUCAUGCAAGUCAUGGAUAUCAAGGACAAGAAACAUAUUGUUGAAUUGGAAUGGCCUACUGUCUUGGUUCUAUCAAAGAAUGAAUAGAUUACGGAUUUAUUGAGCAAUGUAAAGCUCACUUGUCGUAAUGCUUCAAAUAUAGAGGAAAAAAACAUUUGUAAUACAUAUAUUAAACUCACACUUCAAUAUAUAAUAAAUUGUCUGCCAAAUUUAUUCAAAAAAGAAAAACAUAUU
Messenger RNA from Gilbertella persicaria, 1076 nucleotides. RefSeq names its product S-adenosyl-L-methionine-dependent methyltransferase. NCBI's taxonomy places the organism in Eukaryota, Fungi, Mucoromycota, Mucoromycetes, Mucorales, Choanephoraceae. Gene Ontology annotation, molecular function: S-adenosylmethionine-dependent methyltransferase activity. The record is from RefSeq and is a predicted model, not a curated record. The annotation marks the transcript as partial. The transcript has a single exon.